AUGGCAAAUCUUCUCAUUGCGAUUACGGAAAAGGAAGAAAAAGAAAGAAAAAAAAAUGUUCCAAGACUUGUUUCGAGAAAACAACUUCCAGACUAUCGAGUGACUUUUGUCGACCCUGAUGCAAGGACAAAUCUUACAUAUCUACAUACAUUCUUACUUAAAUGGAUCGUGCCCGUGGUUCUCAUGAGAAGCAGAGUUAAAGUUGAAAAUGGAAAAACUUUUUCGACGCUGAUGACUGAUUGUGCUAGCAGUGAUUUGAGGGAAAGCUUUUUAUGA
Clunio marinus is the source of this 276-nucleotide messenger RNA. Lineage: Eukaryota; Metazoa; Arthropoda; Insecta; Diptera; Chironomidae. The record is from the annotation of a GenBank genome assembly.